Messenger RNA from Gossypium raimondii (Peruvian cotton), 1255 nucleotides. Its product is annotated as myb family transcription factor MPH1. The record is from RefSeq and is a predicted model, not a curated record. Lineage: Eukaryota; Viridiplantae; Streptophyta; Magnoliopsida; Malvales; Malvaceae. Gene Ontology annotation, biological process: abaxial cell fate specification; regulation of DNA-templated transcription. Gene Ontology annotation, molecular function: DNA-binding transcription factor activity; transcription cis-regulatory region binding. Gene Ontology annotation, cellular component: nucleus. Bases 60 to 941 code for a protein of 293 amino acids. The transcript is spliced from 6 exons.
UUUUUUUCUCUCUCGUCUCUUUCUCGUUGUUUAUAUUGUCUGAUAAUCUUAGGCACAAUAUGAAGAGAGUUGAUGUUGAUAGUUGUUGGCUUAAAGGGUGUUGUUCUUCAUCUUCUUCCCUCGACGACAGCGGUGGAAUCAGCGUUUAUUCACCGUCACCAUCGAUGAUGAGAGUUAUGAGGCGAUGCCACCAUAAGGACGAUAAUCUGCAGCUGCCUGAAAUAAGCUUGAAAUCGCCAAUCGUAAGGCCUUAUGUUAGAUCAAAAAUGCCUCGUUUAAGAUGGACACCUGAUCUUCACCAAUGCUUUGUGCAUGCAGUUGAACGCUUAGGUGGAGAAGACAGGGCUACCCCAAAGAUGGUUUUACAGAUAAUGGAUGUGAAAGGACUAACAAUCUCCCAUGUUAAGAGCCAUCUCCAGAUGUAUAGGAGCACCAAGCAUGAACAGAUGAUACAAGUUACAGAAGCAGCUACUGCAUCAAGGAGAAACGAGAAGGUAUCAGAACUGAUGAACUGCCCACAAAAUCAACAGUUUAAGGAUCAAGUGAGACCCUAUAACCUAGGCCUCGGAAUUGAAGGGAUGCCUUCAUUUACCAUCUUUCGGCAGCCACAAUGGAAUGGAAACAAAGUGAGUAACCAGUUAUCAUACAGGGAAUUAACAAAUAAAGGAUCCGAGCAAAGAUCAAGUACUUCAUAUAUAAUCUUCAAGGAUUUACUCAAAAGUUGCACCAUCCCAGAGAAUCGUGAAAAGCUAAACGUGGGACAACAUGGUGGUGCAGAUUGGAAAUGCAAUCAUCAAAGAUUGGUUCACUUAGGGGAUCAUAGUCAAGCAUCUGAUAGUUCAAUUCUUCGGUCGCUUAACUCAAAACUUUCCCAGAAAAUGUCGAGGCGUGGCAAAGCUGAGGGCCUCAAUGAUGUCUCUUUAGAACUCACUCUUGCUUGAAACUAUGCAUAUAAAAGAACGUAACAUAACCAGUGUGGAAUAUCAAAAAGAUUCUGUCUUGUUACGCUGUUUUGUUGGCUAAAUUUCUUAAGUCUACAAUUCUACGUACUUAUCCUUACCUGCGAUAAGAUCAUUUGACUCCGAUAUUUAUUCACUCGAAUACUAACCAUUGCACGAGACAAAGGCUUAACAGUAUAGCUACCUCCAAUUAUGACGAAGGUGACCAAAGGCCUAAAUGCAUAGGGUGAUAAGCCAAGCUUGAUUCACGUGUGCCAGUUGCACUGUGGGCUGUGGCUCGACCACACUGUAGAAAC